Myxocyprinus asiaticus (Chinese sucker) is the source of this 5568-nucleotide messenger RNA. Its product is annotated as integrin alpha-3-like. Gene Ontology annotation, molecular function: integrin binding. The record is from RefSeq and is a predicted model, not a curated record. The transcript has 25 exons. NCBI's taxonomy places the organism in Eukaryota, Metazoa, Chordata, Actinopteri, Cypriniformes, Catostomidae. Gene Ontology annotation, cellular component: external side of plasma membrane; integrin complex. Bases 148 to 3342 code for a protein of 1064 amino acids. Gene Ontology annotation, biological process: leukocyte migration; cell-matrix adhesion; integrin-mediated signaling pathway.
CAGUGAAAGGAGACGCUUUCCUAUGGCGUGUGACUAAGCAAAUGCAUUCUCAGUGAUUUUGGUUGUGCAAGUGGCAGAGAGAGAGAGACAGAGAGAGAGAGAGAGAGAGAGAGAGAGAGAGAGAGAGAGAGAGAGGAAUAUUAAAAUAUGGCUGGAAAGACACUGCACUUGUUUGUAUUUCUAAUUUGCUCAAUUCGACCGAGCAGUGGAUUUAACAUUGACGUGCAGUUCCCGGUCAUCAAAGAGGGAACAACCAAGGGCAGUUUCUUUGGAUUUGCUGUUGCAUUGCACAAACAGACCGAAAAGACAAAGCAGAACUUGCUCUUGGUUGGAGCCCCUCAAGAGAAAGCCCAUCCUCAACUCAGCAAACUCAAGAUCAAUGAAACAGGAGCUGUGUAUUACUGCCCCAUCACUGUUGAACAGGAUGACUGCAGGAGGAUGGACCUCAUCAGUCCACCUGAAUCAACAGAGAGGGUGGAGGGGAUGUGGCUGGGAGUGACUGUGGCAAGUCAAAGGAAUGGAGGACGUGUUUUGGCAUGUGGUCAUCGCUAUGUAAAAAUACUUCAGGGUGCAGAAGAACAGCAGCGUAUGGUGGGCAAGUGUUAUGUGCGGGGCAACGACCUGACAUAUGACCCCUCUGAUUACUGGCAGUCUGACACUUAUGAGCUGUGUGACUUCAACUUUGAUCAGGACCAGGAGGGCAUGUGUAACAUGGGCAUCUCAGGGGGCAUAACAGAGACUGAUGUAUACUUUGGGGCCACUGGCAGCUUUGUGUGGCAAGGUAAUGUCCAUAUGAAAUGCAGAGACACCGACUCUGAUUUCCCUGGGGACGCCAAUGAGAAAAGCUUUCAUGCGCUGGGCAAUGACAGGCUCAACAUCUACAUCGGUUACUCUGUGCUUGAAGACAUUAAGUUACUUGAUCGCUCCAAGUAUACUGUGGUGACGGGAGCUCCCAGAGACAAUUUCAGGGGCUCAGUGAUCCUGGCAAAACGAGACUCGGAUCUUAAACCUCUGAUGACUCUGAUGACCAUUCCAGGGGAACAAGUAGGGUCAUACUUUGGCAGCUGCUUGGCAGUAACAGACCUCAACAAUGAUGACUGGAAUGAUCUAAUCGUUGGGGCGCCGUUCUACUUUGACCGCUACAAGGAGGAGGGUGGAGCUGUUUACAUCUUUAUGAAUGAAAAUGGGUCCUUCCGGAGAAACGCCAGCAUGGUUCUGAAGGGGAAAAAAGGCUCUGCAUUUGGAUUUGCUGUUGCCGCAGUGGGUGAUGUCAAUCAGGAUGGAUUUCAAGAUAUUGCGGUUGGUGCCCCUUUCCAUGACUCUGGAAAAGUCUAUAUAUGGAUGGGAGGCAAAAACGGAAUUUCUAAUGAAUUCAGCCAGGUGAUUGAGGGAAAAUCAUUAGGUCCCAGUGGUUUUCAGACAUUUGGCUACUCUCUCAAUGGAGGAAUGGAUAUGGAUGGAAAUGAUUACCCUGACAUUUUGGUGGGCUCCUUGGACGACCGCAUCGCUCUGUUGAGGGCACGUCCAGUCAUCCACCUCUCUAAAAACUUUACAGUAGAGCCCAAGAUUGUGAAUCAAAGUCAGUGUGUUAAUCCCUGCAUAAAGGUGAAGGUGUGUUUCUGGUACACUCUUAGCAAUGGAAACAAAGCCUUCAAGAAGGACAUCACUGUAAAAUACACAGUAGACGCAGACAUCCGUGGCACCCGAGUCCGUUUCCUUGACAACAAACAGAGCACAUUUACAGGCCUUCUGUCUUUCUCCGCUCCUGCUUGUCAAGAGCUGGAACUUAGUGUUAAUAGCCCUGUGAGUGACAUACUUCAGCCCAUAGUGUUCUCUCUGAAUGUGUCCCUAAAUAAGCAAACUGCAAAAGCACGACAAACAAUACAAAAUCUGGAUGAUUUUCCAGUGCUGAGCGGCCAACAGAUCCUGACAGCAAGAACUGAGAUUAACUUUCUCAAGGAGUGCGGUACUGAUAACAAGUGUAGCAGUAACCUGCAUCUGAAGACCAGGUUUGCAGAUGAGAAUUACAUUCCCUUCCCGAGUCAGGGAGACAGUCAGGUCAUGGAGUUCAACAGUAGUAUCAAAAAGCUGGUGAUGAUGGUGGAGGUUACUAACAUGCCAGAUGGAGACAGAGAGGCAGAGGACGCUCAUCAGGCAAAGCUCAACAUCACCAUUCCCCACACACUCAAGUACUCAGGGGUGCGAACUCAGACUAGAUGUGAUAUUGAGUACAGCAACGAGACAGUUAUAUGCAAUCUGGAAAACCCAUUUAAAAGCAAUCAGAAGGCUUCAUUGAUAAUCAUUUUUGAAACCUCUGGAAUAACACUUUACACAAAGCAAAUUUACUCUCAGCUUCAGCUAUCCACAAUAAGUGAACAGAAUGAUCUGUUUCCUGUUCAUGUCACUCUGAACGUGAAGAACACAGUCCUCACUUCCUUCUCCUUAGAACGGGCUGUGGUGGACACGUACUUCAGUGGCACUGUGAUUGGAGAAUCUGCGAUGAACAGCACCAGUGAUGUGGGAAGUCCAGUGGACUUUGUGUUUCGUGUGCAAGUUUUAGGAGAACCUCUAAGAGACAUGGGAACUCUGAUGAUUGACUUUGAAUGGCCGUUUGAGGUGACCAAUGGGAAAUGGCUGCUGUAUAUCACAGAGAUUAUCAUCAAAGGAACGUCAGAGUCGCGCUGUGUCCCACCAGGAAAGAUUGUGAACCCGCUCAACCUCACACUGUCAGAUGAAGGUACUAAACGAUUGAAGAGAGAUGUGGAUGUCAGUUUUCCUUAUGCAGAAGCCGCUGUUACUGUCCUGACACCUCGUAAAGAGACGCAUUUGCUGGAGUGUUCAAAGCAGACAGCUCGCUGUUUAAUCUUCUCCUGCCCACUGCGGAACAUGUCGACCCAAGCUGAGAUCAAAGUCAGGUCACGUGUGUGGAACAGCACUAUGCUGGAGGAUUACGCCAAUGCCUUGCGAGUGCAAGUAAGGAGUCAGGCGACGCUGAGACUGGUUACGGAUAAACCGACAAUCAAAAUGGAAAGUCAGACCAGAGAGUUUUUAGUGAACAUUGACCCGGUGCUGGGAGAGGAGACGCCAUAUGAAGUUCCUCUUUGGAUAAUCAUUGUUGCAGCGGUUGCUGGGAUACUGCUAUUAGGCAUUAUCAGUCUAAUUCUGUGGAAGUGCGGUUUUUUCAAGAGGGCUGUCUACUACAGGAUAAUGCCAAAGUACCACGGAGUGAAAGUACGCAGAGAGGAGCGCUAUAAGUAUAACAUGGCCUUUCAGCCUGAGCAAGAACUGAGCAAGAAACUCUGGGUCACCAACUGGACGGAAACACAAGAAUAUUACUACUGAACUCUUCACCUGACCGCGCCCACAGAGCCAGGGUAGCGUGGUGAUUGGAGGAUUUCCUUUAUUAACCCCACCUCAACUAACCAGACACUAGACAGAGGCUUUGGGAGCCAUCACUAACAAACAUGUUUUGACAAAAGAUUUCUGGUCUGCGUGCAAUAUCAUGUCCUCGGUUUUGUAAACCAUUGAACUGCUUGAAAAAAAAGAGAAUGUUUUGUCAAGAGCAAGUGUGGCAUUUGAUGAAAACAUAAUGAAUCGAUUUAUUUUCCUAUUGCUUAAUCUUCACGAACUGCUAGUAACAUGUAAUUUUUGUUGUUGUUUGGUCUUGCUUGGUUCCACAUGCAUGCUUUAUUUCAUUAUGAUUUCUCAUUCCACAAUGAUAGCAUUUUUCUAACAUAAUUUAUGUGAUAUACUAGUAACUUUGCCCCUUACAUUGAAGUCAGAAGUUUACCUACCAAAGCAGACAGUAAUGCUUGCUCAUUAACAUACAGAGACAAACACCUAAAGGGAAAGUGCACCCAAAAAUGAAAAUUCUAUGAUCAUUCACGGGUGAGUGAAUCGUCCAAAACCCCAAAUGGCUUUAUUUUUCGGUGGAAUUUAAAAGAACAUUAGCAAAGACUUUUAGCAAGUCAGUCCACUGUCGGCCAUGUUUGGAACUCUCUCGGAUGGCUUUUUCCAGUCAUGACAGUGCAGCUCCUAUCCUAUGAAUGGGGAAAGACUUGAAGGUUUUCAAGUUGACUGACAGGUGAUGUCUGUAUCUAAAAGGUGAUUGGCUCUUUUACCUGUAAGGCGGGACUUCAUUUCUACAUCCACUGACAGUUGGCUGCCGUUGGGCAUUCCAAUUUCUCCCAUUCAUUUUAAUAGAAGUGGUCCGUCUCUGCUAAAUAGUCUCUGAUGUUAGUCUCAGUCACCAUUCACUUUUAUUGUAUGGAGAAAAAAAAAUGAAAGAUGGUGACUGAGGCAACAUGUACUUUUUGUUCCACAGAAGAAAUAAAGUCACAUAGGUUUAGAAUAAUAUAAGUGAGUAAAAAAAAAUAAGAAUUUUCAUUUUUGGGGGAACUGUCCCUUUAAGUUGUGACCACUGAUGAAAGAGCCAGGCUUUCCAGUUCUGUUAGAUCAGAUUUAUUGUUUGGCUGGAUGGCUGUGUUUGUAACACUGUGCAUGAGCAAUACCCUUUUUUCCCAGGUACUGAAACACUUAGUAUUGACCCAUACCCUCCCAUGGAGGAAGACCAAAGUAUGUAAGUUUGUAGAUUGAUUCUCAUGAUGUCCAGGUCAUAUUUCAAUAAAUAAAAAAUAAUAAUACAUUUUGCAUAAAAUAACAUAGAACCUAUUUCCAAACCAUUUCCGAACAUUAUUAUUUUUGUUAUUUUUGUUGUUGUUUUGGUCCUAAAAUAGACUUAUUUUUUUUUAUUUUGAUUUUGGGGUGAAAUAUGACCUAGACAUUUCUUGUUUUUGCUAAAUUCACCCAUUUAGUGUAUAUCAAUGUAUUUAGAAUUUGCAGAUUUCAAGUAAUACUGUAGCUAUUUUCAAAUUCACCUGUCUUUCUUUUGGUUUUACUGAUAAGAAAAAGGAGGAACAGAUAGAGAACUACUGUACUGUCCCGUUUGUGUCAUUUUUCAGAGUUAAGAAUGUAGAUUUUAUGCUUGAACAAAUGCUAUAACAUUUUCUAUAAAAAGAGAUAAAUGAUCAUUUAGUGUUGGAGGGGAUUUGUAUUGUUUUCUUGAAAGCACCAUGUACUGCCAAACCAAGUGGAUUGCUGGUUUCAGUUCAAACAUUUAGCACACUGGACAACUGUUCUUGUCUCUUAGGUUAAGAUGGUAGAAGAAUCAGAAUUGCUUUUUAGAUCAAAUGGAAUAAGAAUUUUGGAUAUUCCAAUUGAAUUAAAUGUACUGUAAUCAAGUGGAAGCCAAUCACAUGCACAACAAGUGCAUUAAACUGUAUUGUCAGAGAGAAGCCAACAUCAAUCGAUUUUUUCAUCUUAGUCGAUAGUGUUCAAAUGAUGCAUGUGUAGAGGGUAUAGCAUUGGAUAAUAGAGCAGAUAUGGUUAAACCACUAGACUUCAAUUGAUUAUGGGCAAAUAAAACUACAUCAGAGUGCUUUUAUACCUCAGUCCUGGGUAUUGGGGUGCAAAAAUAUACUGUAUGUCCACACAUAGAGAAAAAGCAACAUGGUCUUUAAGGUCUUGUUUUAUACUGUACUGUUAUUAAAAUGUUUUGUAGAAACAGAA